Messenger RNA from Penicillium daleae, 1737 nucleotides. RefSeq lists its product as uncharacterized. NCBI's taxonomy places the organism in Eukaryota, Fungi, Ascomycota, Eurotiomycetes, Eurotiales, Aspergillaceae. The transcript has a single exon. The record is from RefSeq and is a predicted model, not a curated record. Bases 1 to 1737 code for a protein of 578 amino acids.
AUGGACAACGGAACCACGGCAACCGACAUCAUCACCUACAUUGGCGUUCCCCUGGCAGUGCUCGGUGUCCUCCCAAUUCUAUACACGUCUUUUCGAGCUCUCUGGACACAGCGAUCAAUCCGGUCCACUCUGAAACGACAUGGACUGCUAGAAUCUGCGUUUACACGCGUCAGUCUGAUCGGAGGUAUUGUCGAGGUGGAGCUGCCGCGGUGCACCGUCACCCCGCUCGAUCGCGAGUCCGACGCCGAUUACUGGAAAUUGAACGCGCUUCAUCUGCCACUAAAGGGCGGCAGUUGGUCGCUCUUUCACUGGAACCGCUUGGUCACGGGGAGAGUACUUUGUCGCUGCCAGUUCAAAGAUGAAUUGACCAUCCCGCAGGCGGAUGUGGAUUUCGAAGACCUGGUCGCGUUCUUGCUCGAUCGUGGGGCUGUUCCUGAUCCCCAUGGAUGGCAUGUGCUGAGGACGGUCGGUCUCUGGGCACCGCCUGGCACUGUCGUUCUGCGCCCGCCGCAAGGCAUGUCCGGAGCGGUUCUUACUGUUGCAGCUCCGGAUGACUCGGAUGGUGUAUUGAGCUUGCAAGUCAACUGGAAAUCGCAGUGGGACCUGAGGAACUCUAACAGUUUACCUCCUUUCUGGAUGAGACUUGGACAACCAAGGUUCGCCAAGACGGACGACGACGACGACGACGACGGGGUCACUUCUGCAUCGGUGUCUGAAGCAAAGAAUGUUGCCGGGCCAGAAAAAUCACAGGAGAAGCCAUUAAGUCGGCAAAAUACGCUUGUUGCCGAUUCCACCGCAGAGUCGAGCUCUUCGAAGCCAGCGUCGCUUCUUGACGAGGUUGAGCGACUGAAAGCUCUGACUACGAAAUCCGACUCGGACAGCGUUCGAUUUAAGAUCGAUCAAGACCACGUCAAGCGCGUGCUCUUCGAGAGUAAAGGCGGCUCAACUGGUGAACAACGAGAGCUAUCCAGUCACGGAGACACAUUUGACCUCUGGUUUGCCUGUGCAGCGUCCGCGUUGAGCCAAGAUGGAUACUCGGGGAUAUGGAACUUUGCCAUACCGAGCAAUAUCACCAAGUUUGCAAGACAAAAGUCCGUUCCCUGCGGCGUGAUGGUUGUCCUUGGUCAUUUGAGCGAAGAUAACGUUCCACCAUGGGCAUCGCCGCCACCCUCGGCAACCGAAUCCCAGGCUGAGGUUCACCAGCGAAUGCAAGAAGAUUCAUUAGCCCGACGAAUGGAAAGCGCCAUGCCGCCCGCGCAAGCCGCAGAAGCAAGACAGGUCAGAAUGCUGCGCGAUUCACAACGCUUCCACAACGGACAUAUCAAGAGAAUACAUGCGCUGGAGGAGUAUCAGCAGCGACGACUGAUUGAAGCUAUCCAAUCGCCACGGCUUGACAACAUGGUCAUCGCCGAGGCUAACCUUGCCUAUCUAAUUGGUCAAGAGAUCGUUCCGAGCGAUUACACCCUUGAUGAUCUGGCACGCGCUGUGCUGUAUCUUAUGGUUCUGGACGAAGCCCAGGCGAAGCUGAUUGCGGAUAUUCUUGAGAGAUGGAUGUUGUGGUGGCAAUUUGGAGGGAUGCAGAAGGUUCAGUUGACCUUGUUGAUAGAGAAUAAGGUUACUUUUUGUUAUGCUUCUGCGCUGGUUGCUGUCGUGCAGCGGGCGAAUUCGGGGGAUGGAAAUUUGUCUUCGGAUAUGCUGGACUGUAUGAGAUCGUGGAGGAGAGUGAGAUUGGGGUGA